CGUUGUUUUGNCGGUGACUUUCGUGAAGCGCACUCUAAUGUGAUUGUUUUUCCUGGCGUCACGAUUUAUACAUUCCAUAAACUGCUGUGCUAUUUGUACACUGAUCAAAUUCCGCCCAUCUCAGCGGUUAAAUGCCUCAAUUUGCUGGAAUUGGCCAACCGAUUGUGCCUGCCUCGCCUUAUCAAUCUAAUUGAGUGUCGCGUUAUUGAAGAUCUCACAAUUAUUUCACAAAACGAGACCAAUGAAACGGUCGAUCAUUGCCUAAAAUUGCUGGAGCCAGUCAAGUUGCACAAUGCCCAUCAGCUGGCGGAGUGGUGUAUGUCGUAUCUAUGCGUCAAUUACAAUGUUAUUUGUAAGUUCUCACUUAAGGGCUURAAAGCACUGCAUCAGGAUAAUCAGGAGUAUUUGCGCGAGCAUCGAUGGCCUCCAGUUUGGUAUCUAAAGGAUUACGACUAUUAUCAGCGCUGCAUCAAUGAGCUCAAUAAAGAGCUCAAACAAAAGAGCGCCGGGCGGGAUUUCCAAAGUGAUGACGAAGGUUGUCUGUGCUUCUCUGGAGUGUUCUCUUGCUGGCUGCUAGGUAAAUCUAAGCGGAACGGCGUSACCAACGCCAAYGCCAACGCACCCAGUGGUGGGGAGAGCAGUGGAGCAACGGCUGAGAAUCAAAUCUUCAAUAGCACAGCCAACUCGAUGAACCACAUCGACCUGGAGGCGGACAUUGAUCUGAAUCUCUGACACCCAGCCCUAGGACAUGGCAGAUCAUUGCGGUUUAUAGUGAUUCUGCCCGUCCUGAUAUGCUUCAUCUGUACAAUUUUGAGUAUUUUGAUACUGUUCCAAAUCCACACAUAACGAUCCACUUGGCGUUGUCUUUUGAUAUAUCGAAGCUCCGGCCAGAGAUGGAGAGGACAAACAGACACAUAAGCAUUCAUUUAAUUUGCUUUUCUGAUAUGCUUCAAAUAUGCCUAGCUAUAUAUAUGCAUAUAUAUAGUGCAAUAUACAUGCGCAGAUGUACAUACGUAGUGUGUACAGCUGGGGGCUGUAUGUAAAAGUUUGUUUUAUUUGUGCGCACUUUAUAAAUGCUGAAAUAAUGAUGGAACUGUAUGAUAAACCAAAUCAUGUGUAUACUUAUACUUAUGUAUUUAAAUUUUAAAUUCCAGUUUAGGGAAACAUUUGUCUAGCCAUAGCUUAUAAGCAACAAUACUUGACCUAAGGACGCAUUUUGUACAAAAUGAUAUAGAUUAAAGCCAUUAACACUAUGACAAAUAUAUAAAACAACAAUUUA
This is a messenger RNA of Drosophila arizonae, 1279 nucleotides long. RefSeq names its product Rho-related BTB domain containing (gene RhoBTB). The record is from RefSeq and is a predicted model, not a curated record. NCBI's taxonomy places the organism in Eukaryota, Metazoa, Arthropoda, Insecta, Diptera, Drosophilidae. Gene Ontology annotation, molecular function: GTP binding; GTPase activity; protein binding. Gene Ontology annotation, biological process: small GTPase-mediated signal transduction.